UCCGUGUGAUCGUCAGUCUUUCCCCAUCGGUUUUAUUGUAGAACUUUCCAAAUGCUCAUCAAGGAAAUCGAGGAUGAAGUGCAGAAGUGCGUGGAAGCUAGUUCUGAUGAACUUGGAAGGUAUUUAACAGCCGGGAAACAGCUGUCCCCAGGUGAAGUGAUCCUCCGAGAGAAACCCCUGGCAGUGGGACCAGCGGUUUUCAACAGUAAUUUAUUAUGCUACGGUUGCCUCAGGAUCGUCCCGAACCUUCCGCUCUUGGACCUGAAAUUCCCCUGCAAAAUCUGCGAGACCGCUAUCUUCUGCAGUUCAUCCUGCGAAGAUCGUCGAGGUCUCCAUACGACUCGGGAGUGUGAAGCAUUCACGAGGUGGGGAUCCCUGAAGGGCCUGAGCUGGACUGAAUUCCGAGAAAUACUCUUCCCACUGAGAUUGUGGCUCCUCCAGGAGGCGGAGGAAUCCUGGAGCGAGAUUAUGAGGCUCGAGGCCCACCUGGACGUCAGGAGGACGACGAAAGUCUGGAAGGACCGACAGGAAACCGUCGUCGACGUCCUGAAGAGGGUGGGACUGGCCCCAAAGGAUUCCGAUGAAGUUCUCCAGAGGAUCUGCGGGAUAAUCGACGUGAACUCCUUCGAGCUUCGAUCCCCGGGAACUCUCGACUCAUCUCCCCUCCGAGGGCUUUAUCCAAGGGCUGCCCUGAUGACCCACGACUGCAGGGGCAACACUCAUUUAACCGUCGACGACGACUUGAACCUGACGGUCUACGCGAGUCUCCCUAUAGACAAAGGAUCCCCGAUUUUAUUCAAUUACACUUCGUCCCUCCUCGGCACCUGGGAGAGACGCGUUUUCCUGCAGGAGGGAAAAUACUUUAACUGCACCUGCGCGAUGUGCCAGGAUCCCCAGGAGCUCGGGGCUCAUCUCAGCUCCAUCCUCUGCCCGCGGUGUAGAAAGGAGUUUUUAGGGGUUCCCAGGGUGAAUCCCUUCGGUCGAGAGAGGAAUUGGAUCUGCAGGAGUUGCCAAAAGACUUUCUCGGGAAAACUUGUCCGGAGCACUUUGGAUUUAGCGCAAGGGAAAAUUAUAAAAUGCGAUCAGUCCAGUGCAAAAGAGCUGGAGACACUGAUUAAGGACCUCACGAGGACGUUCCACCCUCGCCACUCCUUAUUAAUGAACCUCAAGCAGAAAUUAUUGGGAAUUUACCGAGAGGAAAUCGCGAAUCCUCGAGCUAGAAAGCAAAUUCUGGAGAGAAUGCUGGAAUUAUUCAAGGAGUUCGUCGAAGUGUUGGAAAUCGUGGAGCCCGGUAUCUCUCGAUUAAAAGGCAUAAUGAUGUACGAAAUGCACCUUCCCAUGAUCAUCCUGGCGAAUCGAGACUACACAUCCCGAGAAAUAUCAUCAGACGAGCUAGGACAUCGUCUGGAGCAAGCCGCUGGGUAUUUAAAAAAGUCCCUGUCGAUGCUGCUCCUGGAGCCCGCGACAAACCCCGAGGGAUUACUCGCAAAAAGAGCCCUUCAAGAAUAUAAAACCCUCCGGCAAAAUCUAGAGGACAUCAGAUCUCUUCCACAAGAAAAAUCCAUUUCAAGUUGUAAAAAAAAAUCGUAAUAAAAACAAGGAAGUACUGAAAGUACUAUAAAUUCACCAUUGCGAUUGUCCUUGUGGUGUAUUCCAAUAAAAAUUCA
Fopius arisanus is the source of this 1667-nucleotide messenger RNA. Its product is annotated as protein msta, isoform B. Lineage: Eukaryota; Metazoa; Arthropoda; Insecta; Hymenoptera; Braconidae. The coding region runs from base 52 to 1590 and encodes 512 amino acids. The transcript is spliced from 4 exons. The record is from RefSeq and is a predicted model, not a curated record.